AGCUCAACUAGCUUAAGGUAGUAGCCAUGGCCACGAACCUCGCCAUCGCCGCGUUCCUCCUGGCCACUACUCUCUUCUCCUCCUCGUCGUCGGCGGCGAGGGAGACCAUCCUGACCAUCCACAACCUGUGCCCUUACCCGGUGUGGCCGCUCUUCACCCCCGACAGCGGCUUCCCAGCCCUCUGCGACCGCGUCGUGCGCCUCGUCCCCAACGGGGUCAUCUCCGUCCGCUUCCCGGACACCCCCUGGUCCGGCCGCGUCACGACGCGCACCGGCUGCGACGGCACCGGCCGCCCGCGGCUGCACUGCGCCACCGGCUCCGCGCCGCCCUCCACCGUGGCGCAGCUCAUGGUCCAUUACGGCGGGGUGGAGGACCGGGCCGUGUACAGCGUUUCCCUCGUGGACGGCUUCAACGUGCCCAUGGUGAUCACCCCGCAGGGCGGCGGCGGCACCGGCCACUGGCUGUGCACGCCGAUGGGGUGCGCCGUCGACCUCAACCGGGACUGCCCGCCGGACCAGCGCGCCAGCGGGGGAGCGGCCUGCCGUGGGCCCCGGGGGUAUUUUAAGGCGCUGUGCCCGGAGGCGAGGACGACGCCAGGCGACAGGGACCCCGUGCCCCAGAGCUGCCGCGCGCCCGAGGAGCUCAAGAUCGUCCUCUGCCAGCCGACGCCGACGCAGCCGUAAAAUGCUAGUCCACGGCGCCGCCACCGGCCGUCGUGGAAGCCGACAGCUAGAACUCGUUCUCCUUUUCUGUUCCCUUCUGCUCGCUUAAUUUGCUGCACUGCACCGUCGCUGUUUUAUUUGGGCCUAGACUCUAGAGCUCUGGCUUCGGAGUCCCGGUGUACACAUCCUAAGCAUAUGAGUUGAGCCAAAUAAAACUCAAUUAAUUCAACUGCGACCUACGUGGCUGUGCCACCCACGUCAUCUACCCCCACCGUAGGAACCACAUAUUUCGGAGAGAGUAUUAGAGAAAGAUGAUUAACAAAAAGGUAAUAUUUGUGGCAGGCUUAUUAAUGCUUUUGUAUCAGACUUUUCUUUUCCUUUUAGACUUGAUCAGUACCAUUUUUUUUGUAUUUUCUUUGCUUCUCUUUGUCCUCUCUUCUUUUGUUGCUCAAAUUUUGAAAGUCGAAAUAAUUUACUCAUGAGACA
Molecule: messenger RNA, 1148 nt
Organism: Brachypodium distachyon (stiff brome)
Lineage: Eukaryota; Viridiplantae; Streptophyta; Magnoliopsida; Poales; Poaceae
Product: osmotin-like protein
Exons: 1
Coding region: 27-683 (218 amino acids)
Biological process (GO): defense response
Cellular component (GO): extracellular region
Source: RefSeq, a predicted model, not a curated record